UUGUCAUUCAACAGAAACCAUUCUAACAUAACGUUGUGUCCCAGCUUGUGCCUAAGGGGGAAAGAUAAAGAUUUAUUCUGAGAAACAAGUCACGACCAAUCACAACUAAAUCUUAACCCAGGCAUUUCAGUUUUGCUUUAGCAUUUAGACAUUAACAAUGGCAAUGAAUGCCAAAAGGCCAAGGCUGGAUGAAGCCCCCACUUUGCUUAUACGGAUUUGUGAUGCAUUUGUCCGGACACCAGUGAAUAUUAUAAGCCCUAUCAUAAAAGCAAAAGCUUCAGUGCGCGUCUUUUACAAACUUCAAGGCCAUUUACUGGAGAAAAUACUACGUGAAACAGGAGAAGGAUUUGGUUUGGAGUUAUCAAAUAUCCUCUGGCGCCAACUUACUGAGAACAGCCACAGCAACACUGAAGGCAAUAUUUUCAUAGAGUAUAGGGCAUCCAAGCCACUGGACACAGAUACAUUUGCCUUAUAUAAGGACUGCAUAGAAAAACAGUUGAAAGAAUCAGGAAUAAGAAAUGUUUUAAUACAUCAAGUGAAGGAUCAGAUAACAGUUUGCCAGCCUUUAAUAACAGAGAUUGACUACAGGAUACAUAAGGUAACAUCCACAUAUCAGCGCCAGUUGGUAGGAGAUGGAAACCUGGUAGAUGCAGAAUUGCACAGCAUCCAAACACAGCUUGCAGAACUGCACCAAAACCCAAUUCAGGUGGCAGUAUUUUCACAUAAUGGUGUGGGAAAGAGUUUCCUUCUCAAUCUGUUGCUGCUACUGACAGAAGAAAACAAGGAGGAAUUGGAGGCUAACGGACUGAAGAAAAUACAAACAUUGCAGGCCAUUGAUGAACAUGCAGAAGUUAGAAUGGUGAAGGAUGAUUAUUGUACAGAGCUGCCAGAAGCAAUACAAGAUUUUAUUAAAGACCUUAAUGGCGAUGAGAGAAACUUCAAGAGUUUAGUGGGAUCUAUCUGCCAUGAGUUAAGAUUUACAAAUCAAGAGGAAUCAAGAGAAAAUGCAAAUUCCUUUGGAAAUCUCAGGGACUAUUUUACAGACCAAAAGAGGAUUAGCAUCGAGCCUUACUUGCUGCCACAGAAAGAGAUAUGUUAUUCUUAUAAUUCCACAACAAAAUGUAUAUUCAGUCUAAGAUAUGGGGCCUCCUUUCAAAUGAGAGUGGAUUACCUGGACAAGAAACAAAUACAAAAUCAGUUGUUUGAGCUCAAAUUUCUAGAGCCAGAAAUGAGAACAAUGGAAUCUGAUAAUGAAAUAAAACAAAUGGCUUUUGAGUCACUGAAGGCACGAGCCGCUGUAUUGACUGCAUAUGCUUUCCCUGAAAAUGAUGAGCAAGCACUCAGGAACAUCCUGUGUUCUAUAACCCAUCCUGAAGAUGUUAAUAUAUCCAGAGAAGUUGAAGCAUUUGCAGGAAAAACAGAAAUAUAUCUUGGGAAAGGGGAAAAUGCUUCAGAAGAAAGGCUGGCUCUUCAGAAACUCCUCCAAGAGUUUACAUUACAAAAUGAAGCUACAUCUGACCUCAUGAGCAAAAAAAUUGCAGCAGUUAAAAGCAUUGUGGUUUAUGUGCCCAGCAAACUCCUGCAUAGCGGGAUAGAAAUGGUGGAAAUGCCGGGAACUGACCAUUCUGACCCACUGGUGUUCAGCUUUAUACAAGAUGCUCUGGACACAGCCGAUGCCUUACUUCUGCUGUCUGAGUUUGCCUUUGUCGUUACUGGAAAAGAAGUUAAAUACAUGCUUAAACACAGUGGUUUCUUUAAAAAUUGGCUAAAGGAUUCGCAAGAAUAUAAACUGAUGUUCCUUUCUUAUCCAGAAAAGUAUCAAAAAUAUCAGUUUGGUCAAAGUGACCUUAUCAAACUACAGAAGAUGGAAUGUGAAGAGGAAAAGAAAAGAAUGAGGGAAUUAGAGGAGCUUUCCAGAAUAAUGUACCCGAAUUCUUUGACCCCAAAUAUGACAAGAAAUAUAGUUACUUCAACAAUGUUACCAGUGUUGCACACAUCAAUCCACGCACAAGAGGGAAUGCCUCAUGAACUAAUUGGAGAAUAUGCAAGAUUUUUACAAUACACUGGAAUUCAAACUUUAUUUGCCCAGCUUGAUCUCUUUAUUCUGAAAAGAAAACAAAUUCUUUUAGAAGAGCUUGAAAAUAAACUGACUGAUUUUGAAAAAAAGAAAAGCAAUGAAUCAAAUAAGGGACCCAGAAACAGCGCUGGAUGUAGCCCACAAAAGCCAGAUAUUAUACAAGAAUCCUUUUUGAAGAAAAAUGAAGACCUUUUCAAUGGCCUGAAACAAACACAAGAAAGAAUAAUUAAUGACACCAUCAACUCCACACUAACAGAUUUAAUGCUACAGUCGGCCACAAAUGCCAUAAAAAUGUGGGCUGAAAAUGAGAGAAAAAUUACAGAUCCUGGGAUCUUCAAUCCAGAAUACAAAGGCAAACAUCCAGCUUUUCAGGUGAAAAUGCACGAUUUGUUGUUCGGCGAUCUUGCCGAAAAGUUAUCAGAAGUUUUUCAGAAACUUAUUAAGGACCUUAAGCAAGUAUUUGAACAAUACAAGGACAAGACAAUAGAGUUGUUUAGGAAGGAGCUCAACAGGCGGCCAAGUGAAGAGAGGAUUGGGGGGUCCUUGGAAUUUGCUUUGAAUUGGCUUUUUGGGGCAAGAAGAUCAUCUUUAAAUGAACAGACCUUACAGAGAUCUUUUGAAUGCAAGUUUAAGGAGUGCUUAAGAACACACAUUCUGGAACCUGCCUAUAGGGACAACAUUGAAAAUACAAAAAGAAAAAUGAACAGCCAAAUAAGACUUGUUUCACAGAAAGUGAAGGAAUUAUUCUUACAAACCAUACUUUCCCUUUACAAUGAGAGGUGGCCUAAAAACCUUGCCAGAUACAUGGUCCGAGCCUGCAUUCCUAAUAGCCGACCAGAAUGCACAUUCUGUGGGGAAAUAAGUUGCUCUAUUUGCCUGUACAUGGAAACCACUUCCACCUUUACAAGUACUAAAACUGGUAAGGUGUAUAAUAUAUCAGAAAGGCUGAGCUGCACCACACGCAAUGUUAUAUACCUGAUCACCUGCAAGAGGUGUAGGAAGCAGUACGUGGGGCAAACUUCAAACUCCAUACGCCGCAGGUUUGUUGACCAUUUAUCUACAAUAAAUUGCAAAAAGGCCCUGUCUCUACCUGAGCAUUUCCAUCUGCCUGGCCAUUCUACACAGGAUAUAGCACUUACAGUGAUCGAAAGGGUCAGAAGUGAUCAAAACCUGCUGGAAAGAGAAAUACACUGGAUGGAAGCGCUGGGCACACUAACACCUCAUGGGCUGAAUGUGAAAAGUAAAUAGCCUGCCUAAAUAUAGCAAAUGUGUUUCCUGUCAUGUGUAAUUAGUAUAUUAGGAACACAGUUAUGGGGAAAUUGGGGGGGCAAGGGGGCACUAUAAAGGUUAAAGGGUAAAUAUAUCACACAUAAAGUUUACAUUUUUUUGUUAUUCCUAGGUUCAGAUCAUGCUGUACAUUGUGAAUGUAGCAUCAUUUAAGGCAUGAUAGCUGCCUUGAUAGUAAAACAUGUUUUUCUGAAUAAGAACUGUAUUAUUAAAUUGUGUAAAGAUA
Messenger RNA from Xenopus tropicalis (tropical clawed frog), 3590 nucleotides. RefSeq lists its product as uncharacterized. NCBI's taxonomy places the organism in Eukaryota, Metazoa, Chordata, Amphibia, Anura, Pipidae. The transcript has 22 exons. The record is from RefSeq and is a predicted model, not a curated record. The coding region runs from base 158 to 3325 and encodes 1055 amino acids.